CUUUACUCUUUCCCUGAGGAGGAGAAAUGGAGUCAUGUAAUAGAUAUGUCUCUUUGGUAUUGAAAGUUGAGAGCUUUCAUUAAUUUAGCGCCACUGCUAGCACUCUUGCGACUAGCAAGGGUUUUAGUACUAAUGGUUGCUAAAGAUGAGAUCAGCCGUCUACCAGACGAGUUUCUUGGACGUAUUCUGUCUUUUCUCUCCACAAAAGAAGCUGCUUCAACCUCAGUACUGUCUAAGAGAUGGAGGAAUGUGUUUGUUUUGGUUUCCAAUAUUGACAUUGAUGAUCGUCAAUCUGUGCGUAAGACUACUCGACGAAACCGGAGUGACACCCCCAAAAAUUUCAUGGCUUUCGUUGACAGAUUGCUUAACCUUCAAGGUGAUUCUUCUAUUAAGAAGCUCACUCUAAAGAGUCAUGUCGGUGUUCGAGGUGGCACUGACUCAACUCGUAUUCGAAGCUGGAUUCUCAACGUGCUUGAGCGUGGUGUUGUGGAUCUUGAUUUGUUCAUCUCUUCCAAAGGAAAAUCUUCACCAGUGCCUUCGUUGAUCUUCAAGUGCAAGACAUUGGUUAAGCUGAGACUAGCUCGUGGGUUCACGAUCAAGCUUCCUCCGGAUGUUUCUCUUCCUAUGCUUAGCAAAUUAUAUCUUGACUCUGUUGAUUUUGAUGGAGAUGGUGAUAAUGUAGUUGGAACUCUUCUAUCUCGUUGCCCUGUUCUGGAAGAAUUGGUUGUUGAGGAGCAACGACGGGUAAAAUGGAAUGGUUCGGUGUAUUCUCCAUCUCUAAAGAGACUACACAUCCGAUCUGAUCACAGUCUUACAAGUAUUUCCUUAUAUGCUCCUAAUCUUGUCUACUAUAAACACUCUGGUUAUGUUUUGGGUAAGUAUCCAAAUGUUAAGCUGGAUUCCCUCAUUGAAGCUAGACUCAAUCUUCGGAUGGAUGAAAUAAGAAUGCAGGGAGUGAGACAUGGAUCUGUUGGUUUUAUCCCCGCUAAUAUUAUAAAUCUCAUUAAUGGAAUCAAAAAUGUUCGAGUACUUCACUUAUCCAGCGGCACUCUAGAGCUUCUUUAUUUCUCCUGUCAAGAAAUGCCAUUGUUCGACAGCCUUGUUAGUCUAUCCAUUGGGAGUGACAAGGAAAAAGGAUGGCAAAUGCUGCCACUUCUGAUCAAGAGUUCUCCAAAUCUAGAAACUCUCAUCUUCAUGGGUCUCGAUCACUACAUAACAAACAAAUGUGGGGAUGUAUGUGUUUGCUAUGACUCCGAGGAGAGCAUAACGUCUUGCCUAUCAUCAUCCCAAGUGAAGGUGCUUGAGAUACUGAGCUAUCGAGGAACUACAAGGGAGCUGAACCAAAUGAAGCAUUUCUUGGAGAAGUUACCGUGUCUUGAGCUGGUGAAAAUUUGCGUGGUAAACAACUGUAGUAACGUUCAAGUCAACAUGGAAAUGAGGAAUCUUAUGAUGCUUCCAAGAGCUUCAUCAAAGUGCAAGAUCCAAGUCAUGUUUUUAACGAAACACAACCAAGUGAUGUGAUGAGUAGCAGAACAUUGUCAUAUUGUUAUGUUUUUACCUAACUAGUAAGGAAGCUUUAUUGUUUAAUGUUUAUGAACAUAUCAUGAUAUGUUAUGAAAUGAUUGUGUGACUUAAUUCUAUUAAGUAGAAGAAUCUUCUUAUAUA
Eutrema salsugineum is the source of this 1665-nucleotide messenger RNA. RefSeq names its product F-box/LRR-repeat protein At2g42730. The transcript has 5 exons. The record is from RefSeq and is a predicted model, not a curated record. The coding region runs from base 133 to 1521 and encodes 462 amino acids. Gene Ontology annotation, molecular function: protein binding. Lineage: Eukaryota; Viridiplantae; Streptophyta; Magnoliopsida; Brassicales; Brassicaceae.